Messenger RNA from Sphaeroforma arctica JP610, 244 nucleotides. RefSeq lists its product as hypothetical. NCBI's taxonomy places the organism in Eukaryota, Ichthyosporea, Ichthyophonida. The transcript has a single exon. The record is from RefSeq and is a predicted model, not a curated record. The annotation marks the transcript as partial.
GCCUGAUCCCAUAUCCAUCAACGGAGUGCCUCGCGAGAGUGCGUAUGUGGUGUGUUUGGUUGAGGGCAGCUUCCCUUCAGCUGACUUUGGUGAUCUCCACAGUCGACUGGUGGCUGUGCGCGUGCACUCUGCUGAUGAGUUACAGUUGCUUGUAUCAGUUAGUAUGCCCCAGUUCGCAGCCUCAGAUGGAGGUGAGCGUGUUCUUUUGUGUGUGUGUGUGUGUGACUGGUCUGGUGAGGGGUAA